This is a messenger RNA of Maylandia zebra (zebra mbuna), 9312 nucleotides long. The record is from RefSeq and is a predicted model, not a curated record. NCBI's taxonomy places the organism in Eukaryota, Metazoa, Chordata, Actinopteri, Cichliformes, Cichlidae.
AUGUAUGGGAGUCCCUUGUUAUCGGAGUUUGAGAGCCAGAUUCUUUUCUAUCGAGAUCUAGAGCUGGAAGUAAACUCUGAACCAGAGUAUAUUGCUGUAGGAGCCUUGGCGCUAUUCACAGCACCCUUAAAGAUGUCCCUCUCUGCUGAAAUCAAGAAUUGGAUGGUGGACUACGGACUUUACUGUAACAGGAAAUGUCGCUCAGAGAUGGAGCACAUUUUUGCUUUUGUAGAUGAAGCAGGAAAGAAACUGAAUCGACAGAUCAAAGACCUGGAUGAUAUUCGUAUUGCCAUGGCCGCACUGAAGGAGAUCAGAGAGCACCAGAUAUCUAUUGAUUUUCAAGUUGGGCCCAUAGAGGAGUCCUAUGCCAUGCUCCAUAAGUAUGAACUGUCAGUGGCUAAAGAGGAGGCUGAAAAAGUGGAUACUCUGCGCUACACUUGGGAAAAGCUCUUGUCCCGGAGCACAGAGGUGCAGAACGAGCUGGUCGCCUUGCAGCCAAACUUCAGAGAAGAACUGGUCAGCAAUGUGGAGACCUUUCUGGAAGACUGCCAACACUUUUAUCAAGAUUAUGAAAAGGAUGGUCCCAUGGUUGUGGGACUUGCACCCCAAGAUGCCAGUGACCGGCUGAUCAUGUUCCAGAAUCGAUUUGACAACCUGUUCAGGAAGUACAUCACUUACACGGGAGGCGAAGAGCUCUUUGGACUUCCUGUUACCCAGCAUCCUCAGCUAUUGGAGAUUAGGAAGCAACUGGCUCUGCUGCAGAAGUUGUACGGCCUUUACAACAAUGUCAUCGAUACAGUUAAUGGCUACUAUGAUAUCCUCUGGGCUGACAUCUGCAUCGAGAAGAUUAAUAAUGAGCUGCUCGACUUUCAGACGAGGUGUCGAAAACUGCCUCGUGCUCUGAAAGAGUGGCAGGCCUUUCAGGAUCUGAAGAAAACGAUUGAUGAAUUCAGUGAGUGCUGCCCCCUGCUGGAACUCAUGACUAACAAAGCAAUGAUGGCCCGGCACUGGAAGAGGAUAACGGAGGUGACUGGCCAUACCUUUGAGGUGGAAACUGAUACAUUCAAGCUGCGUAACAUAAUGGAGGCUCCUCUACUCAAGUAUAAAGAAGAGAUUGAGGAUAUCUGCAUCAGUGCUGUGAAAGAGCGUGAUAUUGAACAAAAGCUGAAGCAAGUGAUCGCUGAGUGGGACAACAAGACUUUUACAUUUGCCAGUUUUAAGACCCGUGGGGAGUUGCUGCUGAGAGGAGACAGCACAUCAGAGAUCAUUGCCAGCAUGGAGGAUAGCCUAAUGAUCUUGGGAUCCCUUAUGAGCAACCGGUACAACACCCCAUUUAAAGCCCAGAUUCAGAAGUGGGUUCAGAAUCUCUCCAACACCACUGAUAUUAUCGAGCACUGGAUGACUGUCCAGAACCUGUGGAUCUAUCUGGAGGCUGUGUUUGUGGGUGGAGAUAUCGCCAAACAGUUGCCUAAGGAAGCAAAGCGUUUCUCUAACAUUGAUAAGUCAUGGGUGAAGAUCAUGAUGCGAGCCCAUGAAAUGCCCAAUGUGGUACAGUCAUGCGUGGGGGAUGAGACCAUGGGACAGCUGCUUCCACAUCUCCUCGAACAGCUGGAGAUCUGUCAGAAGUCUCUAACAGGUUAUCUGGAGAAGAAGCGUCUGCUGUUUCCUCGUUUCUUCUUUGUCUCUGAUCCUGCCCUGCUGGAGAUCCUGGGCCAGGCCUCUGACUCCCACACCAUCCAGGCCCACCUUCUCAAUGUCUUUGACAAUAUCAAGUGUGUCCAGUUUCAUGAAAAGAUAUAUGACCGCAUUCUGGCCGUGUCAUCACGCGAGGGAGAGACUGUGGAGCUCGACCGUCCCGUCACAGCUGAAGGGAACGUGGAGGUGUGGCUCAAUGCUCUGCUGAAAGAAUCCCAGAGGUCUUUGCACCUUGUGAUCAGACAAGCUGCUCUGGCUAUCCAGGACUCUGGCUUCCAGCUAAUUGACUUCCUCAACUCCUUCCCAUCUCAAGUGGGGUUACUGGGUAUUCAGAUGAUUUGGACAAGGGACUCAGAAGAAGCUCUGACCAAUGCCCGAUACGAUCGUCGCAUCAUGUCCAAAACCAACCAGUUCUUCCUGGAUCUCCUUAACACCCUGAUUGACAUGACCACAAGAGACUUGGAGGCUGUGGAGAGGACCAAGUAUGAGACCCUCAUCACUAUUCAUGUCCACCAGAGGGACAUAUUUGAUGAACUGUGCCGGUUGCAUGUCAAAAGCUCCAGUGACUUUGAAUGGCUGAAGCAGUGCCGUUUCUACUUCAAUGAGGACUCAGACAAGAUGAUCAUCAACAUUACAGAUGUGGGCUUUGUCUACCAGAAUGAAUUCUUGGGGUGUACCGAAAGGCUUGUCAUUACACCUUUGACGGACAGGUGUUACAUCACUUUAGCCCAAGCUCUUGGUAUGAGUAUGGGUGGAGCACCUGCUGGUCCAGCUGGAACAGGAAAGACCGAGACCAUAAAAGACAUGGGUCGCUGUUUGGGAAAGUACGUUGUGGUCUUCAACUGCUCUGACCAGAUGGACUUCAGAGGCUUGGGGAGAAUAUUUAAAGGUCUGGCUCAGUCUGGUUCGUGGGGCUGUUUUGACGAGUUCAACCGCAUCGACCUCCCAGUUCUUUCUGUGGCAGCCCAGCAGAUCGCGAUAGUUCUCACCUGCAAGAAGGAACGUCGCAAAAAUUUUGUCUUCACAGAUGGAGACAAUGUGGACAUGAACCCAGAGUUUGGCAUCUUCCUUACCAUGAAUCCAGGUUAUGCAGGUCGUCAGGAGCUUCCUGAAAACCUGAAGAUCAACUUCCGCUCCGUGGCCAUGAUGGUUCCAGACCGUCAAAUCAUUAUUAGGGUAAAACUGGCCAGUUGUGGGUUUAUCGACAACAUGGAGCUUGCACGCAAAUUCUUCACGCUUUACAAGCUGUGCGAGGAGCAACUGUCCAAGCAGGUUCACUAUGAUUUUGGCCUGCGCAACAUUCUGGGAGCAGCCAAGCGAGCCAACCCCAGUGAUACAGAGUCUACCAUUGUCAUGAGGGUUCUAAGGGACAUGAACCUUUCAAAACUGAUCGAUGAGGAUGAGCCACUUUUUCUGAGCUUGAUUGAAGACCUCUUCCCGGGCAUCCAACUUGACAAAGCGGGCUACCCUGAACUAGAAGCUGCCAUUGACAAACAGGUGGAGGAUGCAGGCCUAAUCAACCAUCCUCCUUGGAAGCUAAAGGUCAUCCAGCUGUACGAGACUCAAAGAGUCCGACAUGGCAUGAUGGCCCUGGGGCCCAGUGGGGCUGGAAAGACAACUUGUAUACACACGCUUAUGAAAGCUAUGACAGAAUGUGGUCAUUCUCACAGAGAGAUGCGCAUGAACCCCAAAGCCAUUACUGCACCUCAGAUGUUUGGCAGACUAGAUGUGGCCACAAAUGACUGGACUGAUGGCAUCUUCUCUACACUGUGGAGGAAAACACUGAGAGCAAAGAAAGGAGAGCACAUCUGGAUAGUGCUGGAUGGGCCAGUUGACGCCAUCUGGAUUGAAAACCUAAAUUCAGUUUUGGAUGACAACAGAACUCUUACACUCGCAAAUGGAGACCGAAUACCAAUGGCUCCCAACUGCAAGGUGGUAUUUGAGCCGCAUAACAUCGACAAUGCCUCUCCAGCCACCGUCUCACGCAAUGGCAUGGUGUUCAUGAGCUCCUCUGUGCUCACCUGGAUCCCCAUACUAGAGGGCUGGUUGAAGAAACGGUCCCCACAUGAGGCAGAGAUACUGAGAAAGCUCUUCUCUUCGUCUUUCUCCGAGCUCUACCGCUUCUGCGUGCAGUCACUAGAGUUCAAAAUGGACAUGCUAGAGGCCUUUGUAAUCAUGCAAUGCAUAAACAUGCUACAGGGACUCAUACCACCUAAGGAGCAGUGUGGCGAUUUAUCCAGAGAGUUCUUGGAGCGGCUUUAUGUCUUUGCACUAAUGUGGAGCGCUGGGGCCGUACUUGAACUGGAUGAUCGGAGGAAGAUGGAAAUCUGGCUUAGAGGAAACAAGAGUAUUCAUCUAAACUUGCCAGACAUUCCUCCUGACAGUGAGGACACCAUGUUUGACUACUAUGUCACAGCAGAUGGUCAUUGGGUCCAUUGGAACACCAGAGUGGAGGAAUACAUUUAUCCAUCUGAAUUCACACCAGAGUACAGCUCAAUUUUGGUCCCCAAUGUGGACAACGUUAGAACAGACUUCCUAACCCAGACUAUUGCAAAGCAAGGCAAGGCUGUUUUGCUAAUUGGAGAGCAAGGAACAGCCAAGACUGUUAUCAUCAAGAGCUACAUGUCAAAGUAUGACCCUGAGACCCACAUAGGCAAGAGUCUCAACUUCUCUUCUGCUACUACACCACUAAUGUUCCAGAGGUCAGUUGAGAGCUAUGUUGAUAAGAGGAUGGGGACCACUUAUGGACCGCCUGCUGGGAAGAAAAUGUCAAUUUUUAUAGAUGACAUCAACAUGCCUGUCAUCAAUGAGUGGGGAGACCAGGUGACUAAUGAGAUUGUCAGGCAGCUGAUGGAACAGAAUGGUUUCUUCAAUCUGGAAAAACCUGGAGAGUUCACAAAUAUUGUGGAUGUUCAGUUCCUGGCAGCAAUGAUUCAUCCUGGAGGGGGCCGUAAUGACAUACCACAGAGACUGAAAAGGCAGUUCUCAAUCUUUAACUGCACGCUGCCCUCCAAUGCUUCGAUAGACAAGAUAUUUGGCGUGAUCGGUGAGGGCCACUUUUACACAGGACGUGGUUUUAGCGAGGAGGUCCAGAGCACUGUACCUCGUUUGGUUUCCCUCACGCGUCGUCUCUGGCAGCUGACUAAGGUCAAGAUGCUUCCGACUCCUGCAAAGUUCCACUACAUCUUUAACCUGAGGGAUCUCUCCAGGAUCUGGCAAGGCAUGCUCAGCACCAAUGCUGAAGUUGUCACCUCUGUCCAGACGUUGAUGGCACUUUGGAAACAUGAGUGCAAGCGUGUGAUAGCGGAUCGAUUCACGAUGCCUGAUGAUGUGGAGUGGUUUGACCAGGCUCUGGCAAAGCUGGUGGAAGAACAUCUUGGUGAAGAGCACAAGAAUAUGGUGGACUAUGUAGCAGAAAGAUAUUUUGUUGACUUCUUGCGAGAUGCCCCUGAGGCCACAGGGGAAGAACCAGAAGACUCAGACUUUGAUUUGCCCAAAGUGUACGAGCCUAUUGAAUCAUUUGAGACUUUAAAGGACCGUCUGAACAUGUUCCUAAGCCAUUACAAUGAAAGUAUUAGGGGUACUGGCAUGGAUAUGGUCUUCUUUCAGGAUGCUAUGAUACAUUUGGUCAAGGUGUCGAGGAUAAUCCGAACACCGGGAGGUAAUGCCCUGCUGGUGGGGGUUGGGGGUUCUGGCAAACAGAGCCUGACCAGAUUGGCCUCGUUCAUAGCUGGAUACAAGAUCUUCCAGAUCACGCUCACACGCUCAUACAAUACAUCCAACCUGAUGGAUGACCUGAAGAGUUUGUACAGAACAGCUGGCCAGCAUGGAAAAGGCAUCAGCUUCAUCUUUACUGACAACGAAAUAAAAGACGAGUCCUUCUUGGAGUACAUGAAUAAUGUGCUGUCAUCUGGAGAGGUGUCCAACUUGUUUGCCCGUGACGAAAUAGAUGAUAUCCUCAAUGAUCUCAUCCCUGUCAUGAAGCGAGAGUUUCCCCGGCGACCUCCAACCAACGGAAACCUGUACGAUUACUUCAUGUCACGAGUUCGACAUAAUCUCCACGUCAUUCUGUGCUUUUCCCCUGUUGGGGAGAAGUUCCGGAACCGAGCGUUGAAGUUUCCGGCGCUGAUCUCUGGUUGCACCAUGGACUGGUUCAGCCGCUGGCCCAAAGAUGCACUGGUUGCAGUUUCAGAGCACUUCCUGUCUGUUUAUGACAUAGACUGCUCAGCCCAGGUUAAAUGUGAGGUAGUUCAGUGCAUGGGCUCCUUCCAGGAUGGUGUAGCGGAGAAAUGUGUGGACUACUUCCAGAGAUACCGACGCUCCACCCAUGUCACACCCAAGUCUUAUUUAUCCUUCAUUCAAGGCUACAAAACCAUCUAUAAAGAAAAGAGGUCUGAAGUUCAGACUUUGGCCAACAGGAUGAAUACUGGUCUCCAAAAGCUGAAGGAGGCAUCGGUGUCAGUGGCAGCUCUCAGCAAAGAACUGGAGGUGAAAGAGAAGGAGCUACAGAUUGCCAAUGACAAGGCUGAUAUGGUGUUGAAGGAGGUGACAGUAAAAGCCCAGGCAGCAGAGCGAGUGAAGGUAGAGGUACAAAAGGUGAAGGACAAGGCGCAGGCCAUUGUGGACAGCAUUUCAGCUGACAAGGCCAUCGCUGAGGAGAAACUCGAAGCUGCCCGGCCAGCUCUCGAGGAGGCAGAGGCUGCGCUGCAGACAAUUAAACCGUCGGAUAGCACAGUACGGACACUCGGUCGCCCCCCUCACCUCAUCAUGCGGAUCAUGGACUGCGUGCUGCUGCUCUUCCAGAGGAAGGUCAACCCUGUGAAAGUUGACCCAGAGAAGAACUGCAACACUCCUUCAUGGCAGGAGUCAUUAAAACUCAUGACUGCUGGAAACUUCCUGGGCAGUCUGCAGCAAUUCCCCAAGGACAGCAUUAAUAGGGAAACUGUGGAGCUCCUGCAGCCUUAUUUCGAAAUGCCUGACUACAACAUCGAAACAGCCAAGAGGGUGUGUGGCAAUGUAGCUGGCAUAGCAUCCUGGACCAAAGCCAUGGCUUCCUUCUUUUCCAUCAACAAGGAGGUCUUGCCCUUGAAGGCUAACUUGGCCGUGCAGGAGAAUCGUCUGACCAUAGCUAAUGCGGACCUUCAGAAAGCUCAGGCUGAGCUAGACGCCAAGCAGGCAGAGCUUGAUGUGGUACAGGGGGAAUAUGAGAAAGCAAUGAUGGAGAAACAGACGCUGCUGGAGGAUGCUGAGCGCUGCAGACACAAGAUGCAGACAGCGUCCAGUCUCAUCAGCGGUCUCGCUGGCGAGAAGGAGAGAUGGACGGAACAGAGCAAAGAGUUUGCUGUCCAAACCAAACGGCUCGUGGGUGAUGUUCUUCUGGCCACAGCCUUUCUUUCUUACUCAGGACCUUUCAAUCAGGAGUUUCGUAACCUUCUGCUGAACGACUGGCAGCGAGAGCUGAAGCAACGUUACAUCCCGUUUGGUAACAACCUCAAUCUGACUGAACUGCUCAUUGAUGCGCCCACAGUUAGUGAAUGGAACCUUCAGGGUUUGCCAAAUGAUGACCUGUCCAUUCACAAUGGCAUUAUUGUAACCAAAGCUGCCCGCUUCCCCUCCUUAUUACCACAGACACAGGGAAAAAUCUGGAUCAAGAACAAAGAAGCCAAGAAUGAGCUACAGAUCACCUCACUGAAUCACAAGUACUUCAAGAACCACCUAGAGGACAGUUUGUCUCUUGGUCGACCCCUUUUGAUUGAAUGUGGGGAGGAGUUGGACCCUGCGCUUGACAACAUACUUGAGAAAAACUUCAUCAAAACCGGCUCCACUUACAAGGUGAAGCUUGGUGACAAAGAAGUGGAUGUGAUGAAGGGCUUCAGGUUGUAUAUGACCACCAAGCUGCCUAACCCGGCUUACACUCCUGAAAUAAGUGCUCGCACCUCCAUCAUUGACUUCACUGUCACCAUGAGAGGACUGGAGGACCAGCUGCUGGGCAGAGUCAUCCUCACUGAAAAGCAGGAAUUGGAGAAGGAGAGGACAGACCUCUUGGAAGAUGUGACAUCUAACAAGAGAAAGAUGAAGGAACUAGAAGACAGUCUUCUCUACCGACUGACGAGCACACAGGGUUCCUUGGUUGAUGAUGAGAGUCUGAUUCUUGUCCUUAGCAACACGAAGUGUACGGCUGAAGAAGUCACUCAGAAGUUACAGAUUGCCGCAGAGACUGAGAUCCAGAUCAACGCAGCCAGAGAGGAGUACCGGCCAGUGGCCACCAGGGGCAGCAUCCUGUACUUCCUGAUUACAGAGAUGAGUAUGGUGAAUGUCAUGUAUCAGACGUCUCUUAGACAGUUCCUGGGACUUUUUGACCUUUCUCUGGCCAGGUCUUCUAAAAGCCCUAUCACAAGUAAACGGAUCGCCAACAUCAUAGAGUUCAUGACCUUUGAAGUUUAUAAGUACGCAGCACGGGGCCUGUAUGAGGACCACAAGUUUCUUUUCACUUUGCUGAUGACGCUGAAGAUAGACAUGCAGAGCAACAAGGUCAAACACGAGGAGUUCCUCACACUCAUCAAAGGAGGUGCAUCCUUGGAUCUGAAGGCUUGCCCCCAGAAACCAGCUAAAUGGAUCCUUGACAUGACCUGGCUAAAUCUUGUAGAGCUCAGCAAACUUUGGCAGUUCGCUGAUAUACUGGAUCAGAUAAGUCGUAACGAGAAACAGUGGAAGGCUUGGUUUGACAAGGAGGCCCCAGAGGAGGAAGUAGUCCCAAACUCCUAUGACCAGUCUCUUGACUGUUUUAGACGGCUGCUCCUCAUACGCUGCUGGUGUCCUGACAGGACCAUCGCACAAGCCCGUAAAUACAUAAUGGACGCAGUAGGGGAGAAAUACACUGGGGUGAUUCUUGAUUUAGAGAAGAUGUGGGAGGAGUCGGACCCACGAACACCUCUCAUCUGCUUCCUUUCAAUGGGCUCAGAUCCAACUGACUCCAUUAUAGCACUCGGGAAGAAGCUGAUCGAGACCCGUUAUGUAUCCAUGGGUCAAGGACAAGAGGUCCACGCACGCAAGCUUCUGCAGCAAACUAUGGCUAAUGGUGGCUGGGCCUUACUCCAGAAUUGCCACCUGGGUUUGGACUUCAUGGAUGAGCUCAUGGACACUGUGACAGAGACAGACUUUGUCAACAACAGCUUCCGCCUUUGGAUGACCACUGAGGUCCACAGACACUUUCCCAUCACACUUCUCCAGAUGUCCAUCAAGUUCACCAAUGAACCACCACAGGGCCUCAAGGCAGGGCUUAAGAGGACAUAUGGCGGUAUAAACCAGGACCUUUUGGAUGUCAGUAACAUGGCGCAGUGGAGGCCGAUGCUGUAUGCAGUAGCCUUUCUUCACAGCACAGUUCAGGAGAGAAGGAAAUAUGGGUGUGUCCUGGAACACAGUUCGAUACAUGAUUGGAGAGAUUCAUACGGUGGUCGUGUGACCGACGACUAUGACAAGCGCCUCCUCAACACCUUUGCCAAGGUGUGGUUCAGUGAGGAAAUGUUUGGACCUGCAUUUAGCUUCUACAAGGGCUACAGCAUCCCAAAGUGCUCCAGUGUUGACCAGUAUCUAACAUACAUUCAGGUCAGUCUCUAA